This is a messenger RNA of Penicillium riverlandense, 3000 nucleotides long. RefSeq names its product kinesin family protein. Gene Ontology annotation, molecular function: microtubule binding; ATP binding; microtubule motor activity. The record is from RefSeq and is a predicted model, not a curated record. The transcript is spliced from 2 exons. Bases 1 to 3000 code for a protein of 999 amino acids. NCBI's taxonomy places the organism in Eukaryota, Fungi, Ascomycota, Eurotiomycetes, Eurotiales, Aspergillaceae. Gene Ontology annotation, biological process: microtubule-based movement.
AUGGCUUCCGCCGGUGGCGCUUCUUCGAUUACCGUGACCGUCCGAGUGCGUCCAUUUACGAUCAGAGAAGCGGCACAGAUCACACGGACUGAUGAUGGCCCGCUUUUCCUCGGAGAUGGAUCGCUGGCCGGUGUACCUGCACCGAAGCUCAACCAGAAGGGAAUCAGAUCGAUUGUCAAAGUGAUAGACGACCGAUGCCUAGUGUUCGACCCUCCAGAAGACAAUCCCGUCCAGAAGUUCUCCAGGAGCGUCGUGCCCAACGGCAAGCGCGUCAAGGACCAGACCUUUGCCUUCGACCGCAUCUUCGACCAGAAUGCCUCCCAGGGCGAGGUGUAUGAAUCAACAACACGCAGUCUGCUCGACAGUGUCCUCGAUGGCUAUAACGCGACGGUCUUCGCCUAUGGAGCAACGGGAUGCGGAAAGACUCACACCAUCACGGGGACAGCACAGCAGCCGGGGAUCAUUUUCUUGACUAUGCAGGAACUGUUCGAGCGGAUUGAGGAACGAAAGGAUGAGAAGACCACCGAGAUCUCGCUCUCAUACCUGGAGAUCUACAACGAGACCAUUCGCGACUUGCUCGUUCCCGGAGGGUCCAAGGGGGGUUUGAUGCUGCGUGAGGACACCAACCAGUCGGUUUCAGUUUCUGGUCUGUCAAGCCAUCAUCCUCAGAAUGUCGAGCAGGUCAUGGACAUGAUCAUGCGAGGCAACGAGUGUCGAACCAUGUCUCCCACCGAAGCGAAUGCCACCUCUUCUCGGUCACACGCCGUACUUCAGAUUAAUAUCGCCCAGAAGGACCGCAAUGCAGACGUCAGUGAGCCACACACGAUGGCUACCUUCAGUAUCAUCGAUCUUGCGGGCAGUGAACGCGCAAGCGCGACGAAGAACCGAGGCGAACGGCUGAUGGAAGGUGCCAAUAUCAACAAAUCUCUUCUGGCUUUGGGCAGUUGCAUCAAUGCGCUCUGCGACCCGCGGAAACGCAACCACAUUCCUUACCGCAACUCCAAACUUACCCGACUGCUCAAGUUUGCGCUGGGCGGGAACUGCAAGACGGUCAUGAUUGUCUGCGUCAGUCCCUCUAGUCAGCACUUUGACGAGACCCAGAACACUCUACGAUACGCCAACCGAGCCAAGAACAUCCAGACCAAGGUCACCAGAAACGUGUUUAACGUCAACCGACACGUCAAGGACUUCCUGGUCAAGAUUGACGAGCAGAUCAACCUGAUCAACGAACUCAAAGCGCAGCAGAAGGAUCAUGAGAAUAUCGCGUUUGCCAAGUUCCGCAAACAAACAGAGAAGAAGGACGCUGUUGUCCGCGAAGGUGUCGCACGCAUCAGGAAUGCCUACGAACACACCUUGCCCGAAAGACAGGAGAAGACGAAUAAUAUGCUCAAGCUGAGACAGAUCAGCCGCCGGAUCGGCAUUCUGUCUGCAUGGAUUGCUGCGUUUGAUAAUAUCUGUGCUUCCCGCGAGACUGAGGGCGGCUUGGAUAAUCUCUGGGCAAUUCGAAAAACUGCCCAGGGGAUCCUGCUGGAGCUGGAAGGGAGCAGGCAUCAUUACAACCGGCGCCUAGCGCAGAGCACCUGGGACAGACCAAUCAUCUCCGCAGUCGAAAAUGCCGUCAAGCAGCUCGAGGAAUUUGAUAUCCGCGACAACAGCGACUACGAUAACCUGAACCGGGAGGCGGAGCUACUCCGGUCCGUUGCAGAGCGUGAGGCACUGUCCGCCGUGGUGGAACAGGACAAAGCCGGGGAAUCUGCUGCGGUGCAGGUUCUGCUGCAAGCACAGUUCGAGGUGAUGGCCUCAAUUGAGGACAUCAUGCAACUGAAUGCUUCCGAGGCCAUUCGAAAGGGACGGGUGAUUCUGGGGAAGAUGCUGGAUGCUUGCACGACCUCGGCCUCCAACCUCGUCAAGCCGGAUGGCAACAUGCCUACUGCUCCACAGAUGAGCGCUCCCAAAUCAGCGAGUCCUCCUAAACCAAAGAAGAGGUUCAGCUUGGUCAACCUGCCUUCUGAAACCGUCGCUCCUCCCGUGGCUCUCAUGCCAACUAUCACCGCCUCGCCGAUCAAGGGCUCGCCUCGACGCCGCAAGACCACCACUGGCCGGAAGAGCGUCAGCUUCACCCCGAAAAAGGUCCAGGUGAAGGCCAAUAAACGAUCUGUCCGGUGGAAGGACGACGAACAAGACGGGUCUCUAGCUGAAUGGCAAAAGAGCCCACAGAAAUCCGCAGAGUCUGCGGAUGAAGCCAGCUCAGAGGCGGAGCCUUCGCUGCCUCGUGGUGCAUCCCCGAUCCCGCGAAACAUUCCCGUCCGUGCAGGCAGUCCUGCCGCCAGUGCCUCCCCCGCGCCUGCGGGCGCCGAGCAGACAUUGAGCAUCCCCAAGAACGGCAGCCGCUUCAAGGCCGGGUUCCUAUCUAAGAAGACCAGCAGUUCACCUCUGGUGCCACCUCCUUCAACCACUCUUCCCAUGUCCGACAGCGAGAACUCUCCAUUACGUGAGAUCGAAGGCAGCAGCUUCUUGAACCGCCCGUCGCGAAUCGCCGUCCGCACCCCGAGCGGGAACAACUACUCCAGCAGCCCCGUGUCAGACAGCAAGGAGCAAUGGAAGACUGACAAGGAGGAAGCAAUCAAGAUCAACUCAGCCAUGCGGCGCAUCUCCAGCGGGCAACAUCCCUCUUCUUCAGCCAACAACAACUCCCUACGAGUCCACCGCCGUCGCAGCCCCAGCUCCAACAGUACUACUCCUUCCGGCAGCUCACCGAGCGAGAACACUAUGUUCACAGCAUCCCAGGCCCGUCGCAUGGUCAAGAGCGAGAAGGAGUUCGAGGCCAAGCCCCGCGUUCUCAGUCCGCGCACUCUCCCCGUUAUGAAGAACACCGGUGGUGGUCAGCGGCGCACUACGCUAGGCGGCGAGAUCCGCUCGCGCGAUGUGAGUCUGACGAGUCGCGAUGCUAUCCGGCUAAGUGUGAUCCCGUCGGAAGUAGGUGGUGGUGGGUUGCGCUGA